Molecule: messenger RNA, 2685 nt
Organism: Closterium sp. Yama58-4
Lineage: Eukaryota; Viridiplantae; Streptophyta; Zygnematophyceae; Desmidiales; Closteriaceae
Source: the annotation of a GenBank genome assembly
AUGGACCUUCCCGUCAUGCGUCUGCACUCUGACAGAGGUGGUGAGUUCUCCUCCGACCUCUUGCAGGACUUUUGUCGUGGGGAGGGCAUCCUCCAGUCGUUCACGCUUCCGGCCUCCCCGCAGCAGAAUGGGGUUGCUAAGCGCCGCAUUGGCUUAGUCAUGGAGUUUUACCACCCCACCUCGCGCCGUGUCCUGCCCUCUCAGGACGUCACGUUUGACGAGUCGGUUCCCUUCUACCGUCUCUUCCCCUACCGCACUGCCCCGCUCCCCCCUCCGCCUCUCUUCCUCGCUCCGUGUCCCCCUCCGGUAGACCCCCUCCCCCCUCAGGGUCUUGCUCCUUCAGGUGUCUCCCAGGUAGACCCACUUCCCUUAGCUGAGCCUGUCGAGGUCACUGGUGACUCUGGUGCUGCUGGGGGUGGUGGUGCUCGGGGUACUGCGUCUAGGGGUGCUGAGCCUGAGCGUGCGGAGCCUGGGGGUGCUGAGCCUGAGCGUGCGGAGCCUAGGGGUGCUGAGCCUGAGCGUGCGGAGCCUGGGGGUGCUGAGCCUGUGCGUGCUGCGUCUGGGGGUGCUGAGCCUGGGGGUGCUGAGCCUAGGGGUGCUGCGUCUGCUGGUAGUCCUUUGGGUACCUCGCCGCAGCGGUCUAGCCAGCGAGAGCCUCUCUCGCCCCAGCAGCUGCGCGAGUGGUUUGCUCGGCGCACUCGCCUUCGGAGUCGCGCUACUGAAACUCGGGGCACUGGGGUUGCUAGUCCUGGAGGCACUGGUGCUGGAGGCACUGCGGAGCCUCUCUCCCCUCAGCAGCUGCGCGAGUGGUACGCUCGGCGCACCCGCCUUCGGAGUCGCGCUGCUGGAGCUGGAGGCGCUGGAGCUGGAGGCACUGGGGCUGGAGGCGCUGGAGCUGGAGGCACUGGAGCUGGAGGCACUGGAGCUGGAGACGCUGGAGCUGGAGGCGCUGGCACUGGAGGCGCUGGAGCUGGAGGCACUGGAGCUGGAGGCGCUGGAGCUGGAGGUGCUGGCGCUGGAGGCACUGGAGCUGGAGGUGCUGGCGCUGGAGGCGCUGGAGCUGGAGGCACGUUGGAGCUAGAGGCUCUUGCGCUGGAGGCGCUGGAGCUGGAGGCGCUGGAGUUGCAGACGCUUGAGCUGCGGGAGCUGGAGCUGGAGGCCCUGGCAUUGGAGGCGCUGGAGUUGGAGGUGCUCGUACUGGAGGCGUUGGCGCUAGAGGCGCUGGCGCUGGAGGUGCUGGAGCCGGAGGCACUAGAGCUGCAGGCGCUGGAGCUGCGGGAGCUGGAGCUGGAGGUACUAGAGCUGGAGGCCCUGGCACUGGAGGCGCUAGAGCUGGAGGUGCUGGUACUGGAGGCGCUGGCGCUGGAGGCACUGGCGCUAGAGGCAUUGGCGCUCAAGGCACUGGCGCUGGAGGCAGUGGAGCUGGAGGUUCUUAGUCUUCCUUCGUCCACUACCCUUCCUCCGGACUCACCACUGCCUGCCCCCCCUCCUUACACCGAGCAGCCAGCCUCCCUUACCGAGCGUCGUGAGCCUGCGUCUCGUCCGGCCUCCCCUGUUCGCACGGCUCACUGUGCUCAUCGUGUCCCGCGUCCGCGUCCUCCUCUUGUGCCAGGCACUCACACCAUGGCACUUCGUCCUUCCUCUGUCCCACAACACGUCCCUCUGCCGUCUCCUUUUGCGUCCUCUCAUCCUGACGUUCCGGACCCUGAGUAUGACUUGGUUCGUGCUGCUAGUCCCACUGUCACGCGUCUCCUCGCUACUGUCGUUACUGACCCGUCGUUUGAGUCUACUGCUGCGUCUGCCUUAGUUGUUGAGCUUGUGGAUUUUGCUGCGUGUCGUCUAGACUACGCCACUAGUCUUGUUGCUGAGUCUGAGUCUGUCUGUCCUCCGUCCGUCGGGGGUGAGUGUGCUCUUGGCACGGACGUCUUUGAGAAUAGGCAGGGGUGCUUUGAGUGUCUUGCGGCUGCUGUACCUCAUCUCGUGGCCAUGCUGCUUGCACCUGAGGGAGACCCAGAUGCACUGGACAUCCCGACCCCGCACUCUUACGCAGAGGCGAUUUCGGGUCCCUACUCCUCUCAGUGGGAGACAGCCAUGGACGCAGAGAUGGCAUCUUGGAAGUCCACAGGCACUUACGUCGAUGCAGUUCCCCCUCCUGGGGCGAACAUAGUCGAUGGCAUGUGGAUUUUCAGGACCUUCUCCCCUACCCCAAAGAUGACCACUCUUCGGGUGCUGCUGCACGUUGCCGCUCAGCGUGACUACGAGCUUCACUCUCUUGACUUCAGCACAGCUUUCUUGCAGGGCAGCCUGCACGAGGAGAUCUGGCUGCGCCGCCCACCUGGCUUCACGAAGUCGUUUCCUGCAGGUACCCAGUGGAGCCUCCGACGGCCAGUCUACGGUCUCCGCCAGGCGCCUCGUGAGUGGCACGACACACUGAGGAUGACACUUGCUCUCGUGGCUCUUGGGUUUGCUCCUUCCACUGCUGACCCGUCGCUGUCUCUGCUGACGUUCUACAUCCUCGUAUACGUCGACGAUUUGGUCUUUGGCACUGCUGACACUGAGGCACCGGCCCUUGUGAAUUCGGAGCUGCAGAAGAGACACACGUGCACGGACAUGGGUGAGCUGCGCAGCUACCUUGGCUUGCAGAUCACCCGGGACAGAGCACGCCGCACCAUCACACUGACUUAG